Aureobasidium vineae is the source of this 741-nucleotide messenger RNA. The record is from the annotation of a GenBank genome assembly. Lineage: Eukaryota; Fungi; Ascomycota; Dothideomycetes; Dothideales; Saccotheciaceae.
AUGGAACAAACCCGAGCAAUCAACGCGCUUGCACCCUUCCUCGCCCUGUCAAAGUCGGCCACUUCAGCUCGCGCAGCUGCUGAUCUCGUCACUCAAGCCACUUCGGCCGUGCACACAUAUGUCUUUGGCGAGCUCCUCCAGACGCCAAACAUCCAGAGUCUCCGCGACGAUGCCCAAUACCGCAACUACUACACACUGUUCGAGCUGUUCGCCUGGGGCACAUGGGCCGAGUAUCAAGAACAUAAAUUGCGUCUACUCACUCUCCUCACCCUCGCCGCAAACACAACAAACAACAACCCGCUCACAUACACAAACCUUCAAUCCGCACUCUCGCUGGACUCGCCCCUGGCCCUCGAACGCCUGGUCACCGACGCCAUCUACGCCGACCUGCUCACCGCCAACCUAAACCCCGCACAAGGCAUCGUCGCUAUCAGCAGUGUAGCCGCCCUCCGCGAUCUCAAUCCUGGCAGCGUAACACGCAUGAUGGCUUCACUAGACGCUUGGAGCGGCAGAUGCGAUGAUGUGCUCAAGGACCUCGAGGCCCAGAUGAAGAGUGUAAUGGAAGCCGCAGAGAGAAGAACAAACGAGGAAGCCAUGCGUGCAGAGCAGGUCCACAGAGCUGAAGCCAACGGCAAGAAGAGUGACGACACUGCAGACGAUGCCAUGGAGGUCGACGAUGGCGGCCAGAAACUGGGAGGCAAGAAGAGAGGUCUUGGUGGUCUGGGCUUGAGAAAGAGAUAG